Molecule: messenger RNA, 1635 nt
Organism: Humulus lupulus (European hop)
Lineage: Eukaryota; Viridiplantae; Streptophyta; Magnoliopsida; Rosales; Cannabaceae
Exons: 1
Coding region: 439-1374 (311 amino acids)
Source: RefSeq, a predicted model, not a curated record
GAGAAAAAUAAAAUCCUUUCCAUGAUUCAAAAUAUAUCACAAUCAUUCAUCAUCUUUAAAACCCACAUAUAAAUCUAUAUGAUUCCCACGUCAAAUCAUUUUCCUAACUAUACUCUUCAUCACAAAUUUAUAUAUUAAUAUUAUAGUCAUAUUCACAUCAUUGUUCUUGAUAUAAUAAACAUGUAAGUUUGGGUCCUUGGAUAGGGUGGCUCAGCUUAUGGUUAAGUAAUUCGCAGUUGUACCAAGCAUAGUGUUAGUGUCCAAGUAUAGCAUUUCAUCAACAUCUCCGCCUCAACCAAGCCCAAUCACAAGUCUCAACUCACCACCACUCCCCUCUGUUAUCCCCAUUUUUAUGACCGUUAGAUUCAAAAUCUCCCACUUGCAAUGAGAUUUCACCUCAAAACUCUCUAGAGCCUUCUCACAUUCCCAAAACCCAAAAUGGGAUGUUGUCUCAGCUCCCCCAAGUCAACCCAGAGAGAAGAGCUGAAACAACCAGAUGUGCCCUUCAACCACCACCGCCAUUUUAACCGGACUACUCCGGCGCUGGAAGUGGAGCAGACCCAUGUUGGAAAAGCCCACAUUAUGCCUCCACACCCUCCUCCGGUCGUUGAAGAAGAGUCCGUUAAGGAGGUCCUCUCAGAAACCCCGGUUUCAAAACCCCCAGCCCCAGAAACUUUUACAGAGAAAAAGACUAACUUGACCGCGAAAGAGGAGAAAGAAACAGAGGUUGUGGAGGUCUCCGAGGCUUCUUACCUCUCGGAGACGUGUGAAGUCAGCGAGAGCUUCUCAUACUUGUCAACGACGACUGCAACGACUAUUACAGAGGUAAGAGACGAAGACGAAGCUAUUAGCAAACGAAAGAGGGAAGUGGGUCCUAGAAUAACAAAUGGGUCAACGGCUACUACUCGCCGGAAGCGUCCCAACUGCGGAGCUGAGCUCACCAGUAGGAGAGGGAGAGGACCCGUUUCUUCGGCCAGUAGACCCGAACGGUCAGCAGAGAAGAGAAACCGGGUUGAUAACAAGUCCAUUCGUGGGAGGGAAUCGGGUCAGGGAAGGACCAUACAACGGAAUGAUGGGUAUGCCGGAAUCCGACGAGAUAUCGGCGAGGUAUCGUCCCGGCGGUCGAGGUCACCGGCUCCACGGACGACGAAUGGAGUGAGUCGAGGCGGGCUUGCGAGAAACACGUCAAAGGGAACCGGACGAGGCGGUAGCAAGUCAUUAGGUGGAGAUGGCAAGGAGAGCCAGAGCCAGAGUCAGAGUAAUACUAAUAACGAAGGUAAGAAAGAGGAGCACGAUGGCGGUUCUUCGCAGCUGGGGAAUAACGAGUCUUUGGAGAAUCCUCUGGUUUCAUUAGAGUGUUUCAUCUUUGUCUAAAUUGCUAUUGUUUGCUAUUAUUUUUUUGCCAUUUUGUGAAAAUGUGGUGGUUUUUUCAUGUGCAAAGCAAAUCUUCUUUUGCUUCAGAAACCAUUUUGAAGGAAUGUGCGUAUUCUUUCCUUGUGUCAAUCAAUAUCAAGCCAAUCUCCAAUUGUGUCGUGUACUUUUCAACAUCUUCGUUUUUUGGCUUGGGACAAGUAUGUAAAUGAUUUAUUCUUCUUCUUCUUCUUCAAGUCAAUUUAACUGUUUUGGUGUAUGUAA